This is a messenger RNA of Venturia canescens, 1708 nucleotides long. RefSeq names its product odorant receptor 46a-like. The transcript is spliced from 5 exons. Gene Ontology annotation, biological process: detection of chemical stimulus involved in sensory perception of smell; sensory perception of smell. NCBI's taxonomy places the organism in Eukaryota, Metazoa, Arthropoda, Insecta, Hymenoptera, Ichneumonidae. Bases 1 to 1176 code for a protein of 391 amino acids. Gene Ontology annotation, cellular component: plasma membrane. Gene Ontology annotation, molecular function: olfactory receptor activity; odorant binding. The record is from RefSeq and is a predicted model, not a curated record.
AUGCAAACGUUGCAACUGAAUUUCCGGAUUCUCCAAUGGAUCGGCAUGUGGCGACCACUGGCGUGGUCCACUGGCUGGAAGCUCGUGGUUUACAACUGUUUUUCUGCCUUCAUGAUUUCGUCCCUGUACCUCUUUGCGGUGUCGCAGUUCGUCGACCUCAUUGUCACGUCGGAAAGUGCCAACGAGUUUUCCCACGGCUCUUUAUUCCUGGCGAUACUAGCGGGCUGCGGAAAAUCUGCGAGUGUCAUGAUCCAUCGGAAGGAAAUCAUUUAUUUGGCAAAUGUUUUGAGAAACGAUCUCUGCAGACCUCGGAAUGAGGUUGAAGUCAAAAUACAGACUGAUUGCGAGCGCGACGCGAGAUUCAACGCCUUUUGGUACUCUGCCCUCGGUGGAACGACGGUUUCCCUGAUUACCUUGAGAUCAUUAAUCGUAGAUAUACCUGCGCGUAUCAUGCCCUUCAAAGGUUGGCUUCCCUACGGUCUCGAGUCCCUGGAAGUCGGUUUUUGGGUGGCCUAUUUUCAUCAAUUGAUUGCCCACGCUACCGGAGCUGCGGUCAACAGUACAUUCGAUACUCUCGUUCCUGGUUUCAUGAUGCAAACUUGUGCUCAGAUGAAAAUUCUCAAGUAUCGGAUUGAAACGUUGCCUCAAAUCGUGCUGGCGCGCAGAACGCUUCAGGGCGACGAAGAUUACGGAGAAGCCUUGAGGGAACGCCAGUGUCUCGAGUCCGAACUGCUCGUGGAAUGCAUCAGGCAUCACGUCCAAAUAUUUCAGUUCGCCGAUACUCUCAACGACAUCUUCAGUAACGUGGUUUUCCUCCAGUUCGCUCUGAGCACUAUUAUACUAUGUGUCAGUGCUUAUGAAACGUCGGGCAUGAAACUCUUCAGCCCCGAAUGCACCGCUCUCAUCAUGUAUUUAUGCUGCAUGCUCACACAGAUUUUCAUCUAUUGCUUCUACGGUGGCGAAUUGACUCUUCAGAGCGUCGACAUCUGUAAUGCCGUUUAUCGAAUGGAUCAAUCCGUGUUGACGGUCAGAACGAAAAAGAAUUUAAUACUUAUAAUGAUGCGCGCUUUGCAUCCCAUCGUAUUCACCUGUGGCAACAUCAUCACCGUCUCCCUUGACUCUUUUACAAGUCUCAUCAAACUUUCGUACUCGGUUUACAACGUUCUGCAACGAUAGACGAAGAAAUUACGAAAUAAAAGCGUACAGAAAUGAAAAACUAUUUGGGUUUUGGUCCAUCAAAUCAUUGAGAUGAUAAAUGUGAGCGAAGGCGAAUUCUGAUCCCUCGAACAGUGGCAAAUCGACUCCGAAUCGUGCUUGUAAAUAUCUACAGAAUAUCAACGCAUUUGGGUCUGAUGCCCCUUCGAUCCGGGGGAACUGAUCGAUCAGUCGCAUGGUGGGGAACGUUGCUAAUGGCGGUACACAAAAAUUGAGUGUAUGCGUCAAGUAUUAACAACGAGGUUUUUGGAUUUAGCGAUAAGUUAACUGGAAAAUGAUCGCUGCUCAAUAAAGAUUCAUAAAAAUGCAUUUACCAAUUUCCUCACUCCAGCGUACCUUUAUUGAGCAGCUUCCGAUCUCUGGCCUCGUAUCACUCGGACAACGAGCCUGAAGCUUACGUGAGACGACGUUUUGGACGUAAAUUUGAGGAAAUUAUUGUAUUUUCGAAAAUUGAGUUUUGUGUGCAGGGAAUAUUCGCAUAUUCUUGAGAACU